Molecule: messenger RNA, 1740 nt
Organism: Chenopodium quinoa (quinoa)
Lineage: Eukaryota; Viridiplantae; Streptophyta; Magnoliopsida; Caryophyllales; Amaranthaceae
Product: F-box/LRR-repeat protein 2-like
Exons: 2
Coding region: 1-1740 (579 amino acids)
Biological process (GO): SCF-dependent proteasomal ubiquitin-dependent protein catabolic process
Cellular component (GO): SCF ubiquitin ligase complex
Source: RefSeq, a predicted model, not a curated record
AUGAUCCCAUCAGAGCAGAUGGAAAUGGAAGAAGAAGAAAGCAAAGAAUUGCUCGACGAAUGCUGGGAGAUGAUCUUUGAUCGUCUCCAACAUAAAAGUGACCAAGAAUCAAUCACUUUAGUCUGCAAGAGAUUCCUAUCAAUUACCAAUUCCGUGCGAAAUAUACGGUUCUGUAACUUGAGAGGAGACCUGAAUGAAGCUGUUGUUGCAAUUGCACGGUCCGGGUUGGACUUGGAAGAGUUGUUGGCUUUGUCUGAUAUUCACAGUCAACGAGCACUUUGGUUAGAAGAGCUGGGUUCAAACAUGAAGAAUAAAGCACUCACAUUUUCAGGUGGACAGGGAGAUGCUGAUCUUGUCAGAAUAGCAGACUCGUUUCCUAAUCUUGAAGAACUUUGUAUCGAUCAUGAAGGAGUGUAUACUAUUACUGUGACUGAUGAAGGGGUGGAUUACAUGUCAUCCAAGCUCAAGAGAUUGCGCAAGAUAGACCUUUCGAACAAAGCACAUAUUUCAGAUAAGUCCCUUGUUUUGCUGUCAAAAAACUGUCAAUUACUAGAGCAUAUUAAAAUUUAUGAUUAUAGUACUGUGACAGAAGAAGGAAUUUCAUUCCUUGUUAACAAUAGCCAUCAUUUGAACUUUUUAUACAUAUGUAAAGGUGUUAAGAUUGAUUCAUUUGGAGUCAAUGGCUCUUCUAGUUUCCUACCCAACUUACGAUCUCUAAGGCUCCAACAUGUUGACAUAUCGGAUGAGUUUCUCAUUUCUUUAACAGAAGCACGGAUGUCUCUUACUGACUUGGCUCUAACAGAUUGCGAAAGCUUCACGUUUACUGGGAUCUCAAGGCUCCUACUGCACACUGCUCAAUCUCUGAAAUCUUUUGAAUUGGGGGGACUUAGGGGAGUAGAAUUCCUGACAAAUGAGCAUAUAGAGUACUUGUCGUCUUUUCUCCAAAACCUGACAUCAAUUAAGCUCUUUGAUUGUUCCAAUCUAUCUGAUUCAGCUUUUGUUAUGAUCACACAAAGAUGUUCUCAUCUAUGCCAUUUUGCGAUGACUGAUUCAAGCUUGGGAAAAGAGGAUUACAAGUAUGACGGUCUAAUGAAGAAGAACCAAUCAGUAAAGUACUUGGACCUAUCAUCUCAUGAUGAAUUUCGUGCAUCAGUUCUGAAAAGACUUCUUUACAUAUGUCCCGAAGUGGAGAAGCUCAGGCUACGCCACUGUUUUUUCCUUCGCCAUGAUAAACUGAAUGUUCCUGAUAUCCUAGAGUACAACAGGAGGCUUGUGAAACUGGAUAUAACAGGAUCCCAUCAUAUCAAGUAUUUAACUGAAAAUGACCUGGAGUUGGAGUUUUACGUGUUAGAGAAGUUGGUUGCGAAAUUUUCAGGAAUAAAUGAUAGAUUGCUUACAAAGUUAGGGAGGAUCUGCCCCAGAUUGGUUCACCUGAAUCUGCAGGAUUGCGGUAAAGUGACAGAACAAGGGGUAAAGGAAGUGCUGAUAUUGUGUAAACAACUGAGAUACUUGAGCAUAAGUUGCUGUGAAAAAGUGGAUUUCAAUAUAAUACCAUGGAUAGUGACAAGCAGACCAUCCUUGAGAAAACUGGUGUCAUCAUCUCGCAACUACCCAGACGACGAAACCCAGGAACACUUCCUGCAGCAAGGCUGUCUUGUCCUCAAGGAUUCAAACUACUACUUUACUGAAGAUGUGUUUCGGUGUAAUAUGUUAAAUUUGAACAUGUGUGUAUUAUUAUAA